Molecule: messenger RNA, 2249 nt
Organism: Erpetoichthys calabaricus (reedfish)
Lineage: Eukaryota; Metazoa; Chordata; Cladistia; Polypteriformes; Polypteridae
Gene: foxl3
Product: forkhead box L3
Exons: 3
Coding region: 821-1540 (239 amino acids)
Biological process (GO): regulation of transcription by RNA polymerase II; cell differentiation; anatomical structure morphogenesis
Molecular function (GO): RNA polymerase II cis-regulatory region sequence-specific DNA binding; DNA-binding transcription factor activity, RNA polymerase II-specific
Source: RefSeq, a predicted model, not a curated record
AGCCUUUGAUCUAGCCGCUGUCAAAACAUGUCUCCUCUUUAGUCACGGAAAUACAAUUUAUGCCCAUUAUGCUGUUUUAUAGAUUAGAUCAGCGGAACUGGCAUCGUUGGCUGCAACUUCUGCGGUAGGCAAAGGGACCGAAACAGUCGCAGACGUUCACUUGUGAAGGACCGAAGACACACACACGCAGACUGGCGCGCGCGCAGGCUCCCUCUGUGGGUGUGGGUGGGCGUUCGGAGACCACCCAGUGAGAACGCGACCUGUUAAUCACGCCCAAGGUUCAAAGGUUCAUUGGAACUGGCAGGACUCGGCCAUUGGACGCUCAGUGGAGGAGCUGAGACCGGAGACGCUCCUAUAGUGGCUGGAGAACCGUGAGAACCAGCAGUCCACGCACGAAGAGAGGCGGUCUGCCUGUUUCGGCCCCCCCACCCCGAAGGAAGGAGGCAGCCCACUUUUUUUUUUUUUUUCCAGAAAUGUAUAGGCUGGCACACGAGCCCUGAAGUGUUUCCAACUCGUUUCGUCUUCGCAGAACUUACUUUAUGGAGUAACGGCCAUCCAGCAGGCGAGCGAUGCUCAUGGCGUAAACCUGAGGUCCGCUGGCAACCCACCCACAACUUCUGCGAAACCCCCCCCCCCCCCCCCCCCUUCCUUCAUGGCAACCUGCAGAUAGACGGAAGCUUCAGAGCAGGGCUCGCAUUUUUUUUCAGGGACCUCAUCGUUUCAUCCACCUUUCAAAACCAGGGGCUGCGGAAAGUCGACGGCGCAAGGCAGGAGCCCCCCACCCACCUCGGGUACGGGACCACCGAAUUAACCUUCAAGCAUGUUUGAUAACACGCAGUAUCCGUACAACUGCUUUAAUUAUGACGGAGAGGAGUAUCCCACCUGCAGCUCCGACGAGGAGAAGAAGAUCUCCAGACCCGCGUACAGCUACAUCGCCCUCAUUGCCAUGGCCAUCCAGCAGAGUCCUGGCCAGAAGGUCACCCUCUCAGGCAUUUAUGAGUUCAUUAUGAAGAAGUUUCCGUACUACCGAUCCAACCAGAGAGCCUGGCAGAACUCCAUCCGCCACAACCUGUCCCUGAACAGCUGCUUUGUGAAGGUCCCGAGAACAGAAGGGAACGACAAAGGCAAAGGCAACUACUGGACGUUUGCCAGUGGCUGUGAGUCCAUGCUGGACUUGUUUGAAAACGGAAACUUCCGGAGGAGGCGUAGGCGGCGGAACGUGAAGUCUGCAUUCCGGGACCACGUUGAGCCAAGCGAGGAUCUCCAGACCCUGGAUGUGCCCCCUUCAAGCGGGAUUUUGCAGUGUGGUGCGCCCGGUGACGGCAAGCAGGGGUCCGCAAUCGGCUCCCACCCGUCGGACAUUUUAUUCUCCGGUAACAGCCGCACGGUAGGCCAGACAGAAUCUGAAAUUAAGUUCAGCAUCGACUACAUCUUGUCCGCUCCAGACCCCUCGCCAGGGCUGAGGCCCACCUGCAGUGGGGUGGUUGGCAGAGUUUACCUCUUAGAACCCCAGAUCAAUCUCCAGCUGUGGGCGAUGUAACUGGGAGAGCCCGAUGCAGCUGGGGGCUCGUGUUCUUCUUCUGCUGUACGUUUGCCACCCUGUGGCUCGAGCGCAGAGUUUGUCAUCGAGGGGACUGGAGUUUCAUUUAAAUGUGCCACCUAAGGGGCCCACCCAUCUGCACUGCCCACAAAUUGCAUGAAUUACAACAAAGCACCCAAACUCGUUUUGUUUCUCCACAAGACGUUGGUUUCAGGUGGUCCAAGUGUGACAUCUCCGAAGCUCACAGACUGAAUCUUCAUUUCAUACAUCACAGUAAAGACCACCCAGCGGAUGAGGAGGCCAAGGUGGAGUAACGGGCCUGGCGAUUAAACAGUAAACGAGAGAACGUCCCGGUGCACCUCGCCCUCCCAACGGCACCUAGUCCAACGGACAUGGACGGCCUAAACUUCCAACUUGGUGCUACUCAGUGUUACGGAAUGAAAGUUUGAAAUUUGUCUGUGUUGAGAUCAGUAGCUAAUUAUGCAGUUAAAAAUGUCACUUCAUACAUUUGUAUAUUGCAUCAAGUCUCCAUUAAAGUGACCACGUACUGUACCUGAGACCCCAUAUUAGUAUGUACGCUCGGCCCGUAGUGAAUACCCGCCCAAGGAACCUAACUGUGUCCGCAGCUCCAUAACUGCAUUGCUGCCACGUCCCCAUCUUUAUGCUUUUUAUAUGCCAUUCAUUUAUUAAAUGUGUCGUUGGCAAGGUG